UCUCUUUUGCUCUUUCAUGUUUGUUCAAGCGCUGGCCGGUGCCCCAAGUAGCUGUCGUUGCCUGUUGGUUUUGAAGUACAACUUCAUUGUGAUUUUGUAAGAGAUGGAUUUCACAUGGGGGACACAGUUUGGUGAUGAUGAUGAUGAAGACAAUGAAGAAGAAGGGUUCCUUGGUCAGGCUGGCUUUGGAGGAAGAGAUGGAUUGAUAUUUUUGAUUGACUGUGCAGAAUCCAUGUUUCAAAAUGGAGAUUCCGAGGAAACACCUUUUGAACUUUGCAUUAAAUGUACCAAGAAUGUCAUUCAAAAUAAGAUCAUCAGCAGUGACAGGGACUUGUUGGGAGUAGUAUUUUAUGGAACGGAAAAGGACAAGAAUCUAGGGGAUUUCAAGAAUGUGUAUGUUCUCCAGCCUCUUGAGCAGCCUGGUGCCCCUGCGGUACUCCAGCUGGAAGCUUUGCUCGAAGAGGGUAAUGAUGACUUUGAUACCAACUAUGGACACAGCAGCACUUAUUCACUAGGAGAUGCUUUAUGGACAUGUCAGAAUAUGUUCUCACACAGCCCUCACAAGAUAAACUACAAACGGGUGAUGCUUUUCACAAACGAUGAUGAUCCACAUAGAAAUAACAAUUCCCUAAAAAACCAAGCUAAAGCCAAAGCUGUUGAUCUACAUGAAACAGGAAUAGAACUGGAAUUGAUGCACAUACAGAAACCUGCAGAAGGUUUUGAUCUAGGGAAGUUUUACAGGGAUAUUCUCUACUUUGAUGAUGAUGAAAACACUGUGCUUGCUGACCCUGCAGAGAAGUUUGAAGAAUUGUUGACAAGGGUGAGAUCGAAAGACCAUAAGAAAAGAGCAACAGCCAGAAUUCCACUGUCCCUUGGAAAGGACCUCAAUAUGUCAGUUGGAGUAUACAACCUAGUCCGUGCUUGUCCAAAACCAUAUGGAGUAAAGCUGUAUAAAAAGACCAAUGAAGAGGUGAAGACUGUAACAGAUUUGAUCCUCAAG
Messenger RNA from Lingula anatina, 1000 nucleotides. Its product is annotated as DNA repair protein Ku70. Gene Ontology annotation, biological process: double-strand break repair via nonhomologous end joining; telomere maintenance. NCBI's taxonomy places the organism in Eukaryota, Metazoa, Brachiopoda, Lingulata, Lingulida, Lingulidae. Gene Ontology annotation, cellular component: Ku70:Ku80 complex; nucleus. Gene Ontology annotation, molecular function: damaged DNA binding; DNA helicase activity; telomeric repeat DNA binding. The record is from RefSeq and is a predicted model, not a curated record.